Dendronephthya gigantea is the source of this 636-nucleotide messenger RNA. RefSeq names its product ATP-dependent DNA helicase RecQ-like. The coding region runs from base 1 to 636 and encodes 211 amino acids. Lineage: Eukaryota; Metazoa; Cnidaria; Anthozoa; Malacalcyonacea; Nephtheidae. Gene Ontology annotation, molecular function: four-way junction helicase activity; 3'-5' DNA helicase activity. Gene Ontology annotation, cellular component: nucleus; chromosome; cytoplasm. The transcript is spliced from 2 exons. The record is from RefSeq and is a predicted model, not a curated record. Gene Ontology annotation, biological process: double-strand break repair via homologous recombination.
AUGUGCAUUAUUGAAUCCAAGUUGAGAGGCGAUUUACUUACUGGUCGGAAAUCGAAAGGUGUUUCUACGGCAGCGGUAGACUCUAUAGUCAUUGUUGUAUCACCUCUCAAUUCCCUGAUAAGUGACCAAAUAUCUGGAUUGGGCGUAACUGGAAUUAGAGCGUCUAUUGUUAAUACAAAGGAAGCAAAAUUGGAGCUUGAUUCAGAGACAGAAGAUAUCCAUGCUGACAAAGUUGUUGAUAUCGAUUUAAGUCAGUGGGAAGAGAACAAAUUACGCUACGAAUAUUAUCACAUUAUAUUUCCCCAUACAGAAAGUUUUAUUUCCUGCAAAUUCGGACGAGAUUUAUUGUCAAGCAAACAGUACCAAGAAUAUCUGGUUGCGAUUGUUGUUGAUGAAGCUCACUGUAUUGUAAGUGUCAUUUUUAGAGGCCUUCCUAAGGGAAGUGAAUUCAGAGAGGACUAUGGCAAGUUAGGGGUGUUAUGUGCACUCUUUCCAGAUGUUCCCUGUCUUGCCAUGACAGCAACAGCAAGUCGAGCAGACAUAAAUGCCAUUAUUGACUCCCUGGGGUUAAAAGAUUGUAAAUUAGUCAUUGGCAAUCCAGACAUAAAGAACAUUUUCUGCAGUAAAGUCUUUUGA